Molecule: messenger RNA, 895 nt
Organism: Olea europaea var. sylvestris
Lineage: Eukaryota; Viridiplantae; Streptophyta; Magnoliopsida; Lamiales; Oleaceae
Product: transcription factor HY5-like
Exons: 4
Coding region: 111-557 (148 amino acids)
Biological process (GO): response to red light; positive regulation of transcription by RNA polymerase II; regulation of photomorphogenesis
Cellular component (GO): nucleus
Molecular function (GO): DNA-binding transcription factor activity, RNA polymerase II-specific
Source: RefSeq, a predicted model, not a curated record
AUUUUAUUUUGUCCUGACAGCUAAACAUCCCUUCUCAAAACUCUGUUUCUCUAAAUUAUUCUGGUUUCUCUCUCUGCAAUCUAUUUUUGGUUGAUUUAAUUUAUAAGGAAAUGCAAGACCAAGCUACUAGUUCUAUUGCAGCCAGUUCAUUGCCUUCAAGUAGUGAGAGGUCUUCCAGCUCCGCCCUUCACGUUGAAGUCAAGGAAGGUUCCUGUCUGGAAAGUGAUGAUGAAAUAAGAAGAGUGCCGGAGAUGGGCGGAGGUCCAAUAGUUUCCGGUAGUCGUCCGGUUCAAGUUUCAGGUGGGGGGCAAAGGAGGAUAGGUAAAAACCCAGCUGAAAGAGAAAACAGGAGAUUAAAACGGUUGUUGAGAAACCGAGUGUCAGCACAACAAGCUAGGGAGAGGAAGAAGGCAUACUUGAUUGAUUUGGAGGGUAGAGUCAAAGAUUUGGAAAAUAAAAAUGCAGAACUUGAAGAGAGGGUUUCAACUUUGCAAAAUGAGAAUCAAAUGCUUAGAAAGAUACUGAAAAACACAACUGCAACUGCAUCAGAGGGGUGAAAGUAAAGAAAAACAAAGGAGAAAUGUGGUUCUUUAAUACAUCAUUAGAAUUAGGUGGAUUUCUUCUUUUAGUUGAAACAAGCAUCAGAUGCAUGAAUGCUAUAGAAUGAUUAGUUGGAAGUAUAAAUAAUUGUAGGAGAAUAGUUGUAUUUUGUCCCUAACCUCUAUGCUUGAUUGACACAAGAGGAAAGAAAGAUAGUUUCGUGUUUGGGCAUGUGACAUGUGAGCCACUCGAAUAUGUAAAUUUUAUGACAAUAACAAAUUGGCAAAAUACACUAUGCUCAAAUAGUGCAUGUGGUCGUAUUCAAUAUAAUGAAUAACAUUUUAUUUUUUACUUA